GGGAAAAAAAUGCCACGCUCCUUUUUGGUGAAACAGCCUAAGGUUCACGAUUUCUCGUCUUCCAACUACUACCAUCAGCACCAGCAGCACUGGGACGACUCCUACACUGUGACACAUGCCAUCACAGAGUCUGCCACCAACUUGGCGGUGCGUUUGAGUGAAAAUGGCUACAUCCAUGAUUACAUCAUCCCCUCAGUGUUGCAGAGCACAAAGGAGCCAGGUCAUGAUCAGACCGGCCUCUCCUCAGGGCCCCUGUACUCCCCAGGUGGCAGUGCUGGGGAAGAGUUCUCCGACCUCGAUAUGGAGCACCCAGACAGCCCCGUCUCCAGUGGCACAAUUGAGUCAGAUAGUAGCAGUCCUGAGUCAGAGGCAUGCACCAUCAACGCGUUCCUCAUCUCUGAUGGACGCUCCCGCUGCAGACCCAAGCAGAGGUGUACCCGCAAGGGAGGCAGUCAAUCGGACAGCAACGAUCGUGUGGGCUCAGCAGACUGCAGCCCUGUGGCCAAAGGGAAAUCUAAAGGGCGUCAUGUGUGCGGCGAGUGCGGCAAGUCUUACGCCACUUCCUCCAAUCUGAGCAGACACAAGCAGACUCACCGUAGCCUGGACAGCCAGCAGGCCAGGAAAUGUCCCACAUGCCACAAGGUGUAUGUGUCCAUGCCAGCGCUGGCCAUGCACAUGCUGACCCAUGACCUGAAGCACGAAUGCACGGUGUGUGGCAAGGCCUUCAGCAGACCCUGGCUCCUGCAGGGCCACAUGAGGUCUCACACCGGAGAGAAACCAUUCGCCUGUGCCCACUGUGGCAAAGCCUUUGCCGACCGCUCUAACCUGCGCGCCCACAUGCAGACGCAUUCAGCCUUCAAGCACUAUUCCUGCAAACGUUGCCACAAAAGCUUCGCACUCAAGUCCUACCUGAACAAGCACUACGAGUCGGCCUGCUUCAAAGGGUACCAAGCGGAGGAUGACUGCAGCUCUGAGGACUAA
This is a messenger RNA of Scatophagus argus, 981 nucleotides long. Its product is annotated as transcriptional repressor scratch 1-like. The coding region runs from base 10 to 981 and encodes 323 amino acids. Gene Ontology annotation, biological process: regulation of DNA-templated transcription. The record is from RefSeq and is a predicted model, not a curated record. The transcript is spliced from 2 exons. Gene Ontology annotation, molecular function: DNA-binding transcription factor activity, RNA polymerase II-specific; RNA polymerase II cis-regulatory region sequence-specific DNA binding. NCBI's taxonomy places the organism in Eukaryota, Metazoa, Chordata, Actinopteri, Scatophagidae.